AAGACGCGAGGGAUGGACCGUUCAGGGGAGAUUUCCAGGCUGAGGCGGGGUACUUCCAUGUCCAUCGGAGAGGGGGUGUUGACCUGGCUGUUGCCCUUACCUAGUACCUGAGGGGGUCAUACCUGCUCAUUGACUUGGACAUGUGCUGAGCCUCCCCUGUGCCCGGCACAAGGAGACUAGGGACUGGAGCUCUGCAGAUUCCUAGGGACAGAGAGGUCAAUGGAAUUGGCCCAAGUCCUGAGCUAGUGGGCGCCCGCGCCCUCUCCCCUCAGCACCCUGCCCCUGUGACCCAGAGCAAAUAGGCCAAGCCCACCUCUCAUCCCGAUUCCAGUGCUGCCUCCUCAUUCCUGAGCAAUCUGGGGGGGCUCCUGCCCCUUCCUUUCCCUCUGUUUUCCAGCCUGCACCUCAAGGGGCUUCAGACCCCUUCCCAUUCUGACUCUCUUGGGCUUCUGAAUCAAACCAGACCCCACUGGACAACCAAAGAGUUAAGCAAAGGAAAACCCCAGCUCCCUAGGCUCCUUUUAUCUCUCACAGAUCCCAGAGGCUGGAGAGAAUGGAGCAGGGAGGAGGGGAAGUGGGAAGCCAGCUCAGCCCGCUCCCUCCGCCUUCCCUCCGCCUCUCUCCCUCCUUCUCUCCCUCCCUCUUCGGCUCAGCCUGGGGGUCUGGGCCAGCAACAAGCAGACAUGGGCCAAGGAGCCAGAGACUGCCCAGAGGCCGGGGGUCUGUGAGCUGCCGUGGAGGCCACUGGACACGGGGUCACCAUGGGGAUAGCUGCCCUGGACCUCCUCUGUGCAGGGCUCCUGCUCCCUUUCUUGGUGUUUGCGGUCCCCACCGAGGAGCCCUCCUCUGGGGAUGCGGUGGCCUCGGGUGCCCCUGGGUACUGUCAACGGUGCUGUGACUCUGAGGACCUCCUGACCCCUGCCGAUGAAGCAGUGUCAUCGGCCUCUCCAUCUGCCCUCCCAUACCUGCUGCCUGAGGUCAGGCCCUACAUUAACAUCACCAUCCUGAAGGGUGACAAAGGGGACCGAGGCCUGCUGGGCACGCCCGGGAAGCUGGGCCGGGAGGGUCCCCGGGGGGAGCGCGGCCCGCAGGGCAACAAGGGCGCCAAGGGGCAGGCGGGCAGCCCCGGGAGCCCGUGCCAGGCGCGCUUCUCGGCCUUCUCGGUGGGCCGCAAGACGGCCCUGCACAGCAGCGAGGGCUUCCAGCCGCUGCUUUUUGACACCGUCUUCGUCAACCCCGACGGCCACUUCGACCUGGCCACCGGCCAUUUCAUCGCCCCGCUGCGUGGCCUCUACUUCUUCAGCCUCAACGUCCACAGCUGGAACUUCAAGGAGACGUACGUGCACGUGGUGCACAACGAGGAGGCGGCCGUCAUCCUCUACGCGCAGCCCAGUGACCGCAGCAUCAUGCAGAGCCAAAGCGUGAUGCUGGCGCUGGCGCCCGGGGACCGAGUCUGGGUGCGUCUCUUCAAGCGCGAGCGGGAGAACGCCGUCUACAGCGACGACGUGGACACCUACAUCACCUUCAGCGGCCACCUCAUCAAGCCUGAGGAUGAUUAGUGGCCCCCGGUGGGGCAGCCCCGGCCCCGGGGUGGGGGGAACUGUGGGCAAGGUGGUCCUCCAACAGGGCCUCGGUGUGCCCCUCCAUAAAGUGGGCCCCUGGGACCUGGCAUUCUGGGUGGGCUUCCUCUUCUUUCCUUCCCUCCAUCAUAUCUCUCUCUCUUCUCUUGGACAUAUUUUAAGAAGCACGCUAACCUGAAUAUUCUAGAACUUUCCCAGCCUGCGAACACGGCACAUUCUGAUUCUGGUUCUGAAGUGGGCGGCGUCCAGGGUUCUGCACGUCUAAUAAGUUCCUGGAUGUAGUUGGUGCUGCUGGUCCAGGGACCCGCCUUGAGUCCCCAGAUUCUAGACCUUUCCCAACAUUCUGGAAUCCUCCGAACAUUCUAGACUCUUGCCAAAUCCUUCACUUCUCUCAUCUCUCCAGGACCCCCACCCCUAUCCUCUUACUCCUUCCACCUUCUCUGUCCCUCUCUUGUGCACCCCACUCGUGCAGCCGCCAUUUCCUUAUUCAUUCAUCAAACGCUCGCUGAGCACUCACUCUGUGUCAGGCUCUGGGGAAGCUGAGGUGAGACACAGGCCCUGGCCUUGGUGAGUGCCCAGCCCAGCCAGGGUGGGGAGAUACAGGCUCAGGAAACCAGACCCAGAAAAAUGUGCAGGGCUGUCAUCACAGAAGUCUGUGUCUAGGCGUUCAGCCACCGUGGACCGUCCUUGUCUGCAGGUCCCCAAGGUGGAUAGAGUCCCCAAGGUAGGGGGGAUCCUUAUCCUUGUCCAUUUCUUUCCUUCCUGCCCAAUGCCCUUCAUUAAAGCAAACCCCAGAAGGGCCUUGGUCAGGGCAAGGGUGCUAUGAGGGGAGGGUCCAGGAGUCUGCGGCAUUUGGGGGUGAAUAGGGCCCUUGGGAAAGGGAGCCCAGACCCCCAUCUCCCCACAUGUCAGGUAUGGCAGCCCGCGAGGACUCUUCCCCUCCUCACACAUCCCCUUCCCCAUCCCCAAGGCGCCUGGGCCUCGGUUCUCCCAGGCUCCCAGCCACCGUCAGACACUGACGUUGUCCCCAGGUGCUCUCUGACCCUCCUUGGCCCUCCUUGCCGGCCCAACGUCCCUGGCUUUCCAGGCCUAGUUAAGGUGCUGAGGCCCCAGUGG
Lontra canadensis (Northern American river otter) is the source of this 2696-nucleotide messenger RNA. RefSeq names its product C1q and TNF related 6 (gene C1QTNF6). The transcript is spliced from 3 exons. The coding region runs from base 762 to 1559 and encodes 265 amino acids. Gene Ontology annotation, molecular function: protein binding. The record is from RefSeq and is a predicted model, not a curated record. Lineage: Eukaryota; Metazoa; Chordata; Mammalia; Carnivora; Mustelidae.